CCUGACUUCAGUAGUGGGCGGAGCCUCAGCCUCACGCCUCCUCUCUCCUUUGCUCGUUUGCUCCACCUCUCUGACAUGGCGGAGGUUGCUGCUUUUGCCAAGACUGCGGCUGUUUUCAUGGGGAAAACCGCGGCAGGGGCAGCGAUUUCCUAUUUUGUGAACAAGGCCCUGGGCCGCCUCUCGGCCGAGGAUGAAGAUCUCCAUAAGCAGUUGACGGACAAAUUGCCGGUCAUCGUGGCAGUCUUCGAUGUCGGCAAUCAGCCGCAGGUCUGGGAGAACCAAGCUCUGGCUCCAUGGAUGUGGCAGUUCCGCGACGCGCUGCAGGAGGCUGAGGACGCGCUCGACGAGCUGGAGUACUUGGAUCUGGAGAAGCAAGCCAAAGAUCGGAGAGCUCGAGAAGUCAAAGGUUGGAAGGUGAGAUUAUCCUCCCGUUUACCUGACUUCGGCAGUGGAUUUCGACGGUCCCUCAGUGCUGUUACCACUGGUGGUACUUCAAAGCGUCUGAAGGAUGCUCUGAAGGGAUUAGAUUCAGUCCUUGAUAAUUCAGGAAAUUUCCUCUCCGUCAUCAUGAAUAUCCGUAGUUCUUCGUCUGAUACUCAAGAUCUGGGCAACACACGGGAGACCACGAGGGAGUUAACAACAGCAGCUGUAUUUGGUCGGCAGGAGGAGAAGGGCGAACUGCUGGAAUGGUUGGGUGUUCAUACACCUGCUGAUACUGUAGAUCACAAGCUUUUGGUGUGUGCAAUUGUUGGCGGCGGCGGCAUGGGGAAGACAACCCUUGCCCAGUUUAUUUGCCAAGAUAAGGUGGUUCCGGAUCAUUUUGGUAACAUGAUCGUCUGGGUGCAUGUCUCCAAGCGUUUUGAGCCUAAAGUUUUGGUGAGAAGGAUCUUGGAAUCAAUCAACCGGAACAGUGCUUGCUCGGAGGCUUUGGACUCCCUGCAAUCGGAUCUUACCAAACAGUUGGUGACUAAAAGGUUUUUGCUGGUUUUAGAUGAUGCAUGGGAGGAUAUGGAUGAUGAGAAGUGGGAGCAAUUUUUAGGUCCACUCAGAAAUAAUGCUGUGAUGGGGGGUAGAAUAUUGCUCACGACCCGAAUGAGAUCUGUGGCUCAUGCUGUUAAACGUCAAAUGCGAGAUGGAGUUAAAUGUUUGGAGCUGAAGGCUUUAGAUCAGGAAGACACUCUGAAGCUCUUCAAUCAUCACGCAUUUGGUAAUUCGACCCCCAGUGAUAGGUUGGAUCUUCGAUUGAUAGGUGAGCAGAUUGCCAGAAAGCUCAAAGGAUGUCCUUUCAUAGCAAAAGUUGUUGGUCAGCAACUGAGAGACAACACGGAUCAUAGCAGAUGGAACGCCAUCUUAAAUCAGGAUAUCCACCAAUUUGAUGAAAUUGGGCCUACGAUCACAGAGAUGCUCAAAAUGAGCUACCAAAAUCUUAUGAAGUACAGCUUUGCUUUCGAUACUGCAGCAUAUUUCCUCCUGGCUUCAAGUUUAAGAUGGAAGAGUUGAUUGAGAUGUGGGUGGGUUCAGGGCUGAUACUGCAACGAGAGAAUGGAAUAAAGAACCAGGAAGAUAUUGCUAGGGACAACUUCAACAUUCUGGCACGAAAAUCAUUCUUUUCACUGGUACCAAGAGAACUGCUUGCUGAUCCUUCUGAAGAUUACUAUGUCAUGCAUGAUUUGAUGUACGAAUUGGCACACUCCGUUUCUAGUGAGGAAUGUUCAAGAUUUAAAGAUGGUGACCACCGUGCCGAGGCACAUCGCAUAUCUCCUAAAGUGCGACACUUGUACAUUCAAGGCAUAACUUCUGAAAUUAUCACAAUUAUUUCUCAGUCCAAGAACCUGCGCACUCUGAUAAUAGAAAAUGAGGCAAGCUCCACACAACAGGAACUCAUGUCUGAUCUCAAGAAAUCUAUAAAAGGCAGAACAAGCCUGCGGCUCUUGAAGUUAGAUGGACAGGGUUGGUUUGGCAUGAAUGAUGUUGUUGCGGAACUGAAGCACCUAAGAUACAUCUAUAUGUCAGCUACCGAUGAGCCUAAUCUAUGUAAGCUCUUUAAACUCUGUCAUCUGCAAGUCCUUCGGAUCAUAAAGAUAGACAAAGAGGAAAAAGUGAGCCCCAUUGAUAUUGGUAACCUGCUGAGCUUGCAAAAAUUGGAUAUUCCUAAAAGAGCAUUGUCCACAAUCCCUCACAUUGGAAAAUUGACUAGUCUUCGAGAAUUGAAUGGGUUCAGUGUGAGGAAAAGGGAUGGCCACAAUAUAACUGAGCUGCAGAAUUUAGGGAAGCUCCGGAGAAUCAUUGUUUUUGAUGUCCAAAAUGUCAGCAAUUGCAAUGAAGCUGAUGCUGCUAAAUUGGAUAACAAGAUGGAUAUGAAAGUAUUAUCCUUGAGGUGGUCCCAUGGGCAAGGUGGGAUUGAUGACCAUAUCCUCAAUAAGCUUGUUCCUCACAAAAAUCUCAAGCAUUUAACUAUAUCUCAAUACAAUGGCAUUAAGCCACCAAUGUGGAUUCAAAUUCGCCACCUUUCCAAUUUGGUGCGUCUCGAGCUUGAUGGAUGCAUAGAGUGGGACAGGCUCCCGCCGCUUGGCAGUCUAGGGGCACUGGAGCAUGUUGUUCUUGCACACCUCCCAAAACUGAAAUACAUUGGUAAUUCAUCCCAUGGUUCUAAUGCUUAUGGUUACAGGGAGAAUUGGACAGAAGGAAAUGUUCCUGGCGAAUUGCCUCCCCAUCUGGUUACAUUUGUUGUGAAAGAUUGCCCACAACUUUUGGAGCUACCUAAUCUACCUUUCAGCCUGCAGUUAUUGGGGACAGAUGGAGUUGGAAUGUCUAGUCUGCCUAACAUGUUUGAUUUCAAGAGAUUAGAGCCACAGCUUUCUACACUGCAUAUCAGAUCUUGUGACUUUUUGGUUUCUCUAAAUGGUUGUUUCUUGCAAGAGGAACAUUACAAAGCUCUCAUGGUUUUAAAACUGUUCCAGUGCUGUACCUUGACUUCACUUCCUAAUGCAGCUGAUUUUCGAAGAAUAUCUAAAAUGAAGAUGGUUGAAAUCAUUGACUGUAACAGUUUAUUGUCCUUGGGUGGGAUAGGAGCCCUUUCUUGUCUUCAAGUAUUGAAAAUAGAGCAUUGUAGCAGCCUGAUUAUAUCUUCAUCGUCGAGGCUUCCACGGGCUUCAGUAGAAACUUCUAAUCUGCAGCUUGAAAUGCUUGAAAUUGACGACCAUCAGUUACUAGAUUUGAAUCCAUUAAGGAAUCUGUGCCACACUAAAAGGCUAAUCAUAUCAGGCAGAUCUAAAAUGGAUUUGUUGCCUGAGGGAUGGUUAUUGCAGAAUAUUUCUCACAUGGAGCAUAUAGAAAUAAGCAACGCGGAACUGUUGCGGUCUCUUCCUUCGAAGAUGCAUGAUUUAUAUGCUCUGCGGAGUUUGCUUCUACAUAACACUCAUGUCCUUCAGUCUCUUCCACACAUGCCCCCAAACCUGUGGGUACUUGUUAUAAAUGGUUGUUGCACCGAGUUAUUUGAGCGAUACCAGGUUGGCGGCUCGGAUUGGGGAAAGAUAAACUGGAUCUCUAAAUGUGACAUAUCCAAAGAUGCAUGAUUGGCCUCUGUCCAAUUUUAGACAUUGGGUUGACUUUGAUUGGAUUAAUCUCGAUGGAUGGUAUGUGAUGGUAGAUCUAUUUCAUGUGCAGCAUAAGUAAAAUUUUGCAUGACCUAUGGGGAUACAUUCUACACGUAUGCAUAAAAAUAUUUGGAGCUAAUUAUGUCUCAAUACCAGUGCUUCUCAUGGUGCAACAGUAGAGCGAUGAACUCUGGGGGUCAACGAAACCCCCUGCAACCAGCCUGGGUUCAAAGCCAAGCUCAUUCAUGGUUCAAGGUUUGUUCCCCAAAGAGAGAGCAUAAUGCAAUAAAAUGGAGACGCUGGAAUGCGCUGUCCUGUGGCUGCUAGACAGAAAAUCGUUUCUGAACAUGAGUUUAGUUGCUAUAUACUAUCUAGAGUUCUGGACUUGUCGAACAAUUUAGCUCUGCAUUGUCCGUCGCAGCAUGGAUGAAAUAAGCAGCGAGGACCUCCUUCGAGACUCCAUGUUGGUGGACAGCUGAUGCUACCUUCUGGUUCUCCAUGGAUAGGAGGCGAACCUUCUUCGAGGGAAGAAAGAAGUUCUACUGUCUAUGUCUUUGAACGAUCUGUUUGGCGGAAUUAGAUGGACUGGUGGGAGUAGAAUUGUUUUAUGUUGGGGUAUUAUGCUCUGUACUACUGGAUAAGUGGAUAGCCUGAGAUUCCCCAAGUGUUUUCAACUGGUUAAGUGGUUGACCAAGACAUAACCAUCUUUUGAGGGAUUCCUCUAGUUGAUUUGGGUGGUUCGUUA
This is a messenger RNA of Panicum virgatum (switchgrass), 4341 nucleotides long. Its product is annotated as putative disease resistance RPP13-like protein 1. The record is from RefSeq and is a predicted model, not a curated record. The coding region runs from base 1488 to 3575 and encodes 695 amino acids. NCBI's taxonomy places the organism in Eukaryota, Viridiplantae, Streptophyta, Magnoliopsida, Poales, Poaceae. The transcript is spliced from 4 exons.